AUGUUUGGUCAAGCUACUAGAGGUGCCUUUUCUAACACCACUCCAUUUGGGUCAAAUAAUACUAAUUCUAUGUUUGGAUCUCAGCAAAACAAUGGGUUUAAUGGUGCCAACUCAAGUAACAAUGCCUUUUCUGGGUUUGGUGGUUUUAAUUCUAUGAAUAACAACAACAACAAUAAUAAUAAUAAUACUAGCACUGGAUCCAUGUUUGGUGCUAAGCGAAAUAAUAAUGCAUUCGGUCAAACCCAAAAUUCUCCGUUUGGUAACGCAUCAAAUGCGAAUAAUAACAAUUCAGUGGGUGCUUUCGGUCAACAAAAUCAAUCUUCAACGUUUGGAUCAAAUAACAAUUCUAAUGCAUUUGGUGGUUCAUCUUUUGGUCAAAAUAACAACAGCAACCAGCAAUCUGGUGGUCUAUUUGGACUGAAUAACAAUGCGACUAUGAACAAUCAACAAUCUGGAGGUUUAUACGGUCAGAAUAAUAAUAGUCAGCAACAAGGUGGUUUAUUCGGUCAGAAUAAUAACACUCAGCAGACCGGUGGCUUAUUUGGACAACAGAAUAAUAAUAAUGCACAAUCCGGUGGUUUAUUUGGACAAACUAACAGCAGCGCUCAAUCUGGUGGCUUAUUUGGACAAAACAAUAAUAAUAAUGCACAAUCUGGUGGUUUAUUUGGACAAACUAACAACACUCUUAAUAAUAAUCAACAACAACAGGGAACUUUGUUUGGCCAAAACAAUAAUAGCCAGCAAAGUAAUGGAUUAUUUGGUCAAAAUAACAACAACCAACAAUCUGGAGGUUUAUUUGGACAAAAUAAUAAUAACAAUAAUCAGCAGCAAGGUGGUCUAUUUGGUCAGAAUAACAAUGCUAAUACUAUUUCUAACAUGAACAACCAGCAAUCUGGUAGUCUGUUUGGCCAAAAUAAUACAUCUUCAAAUGCUCAAAGUGGAGGUUUAUUUGGAAAUAAACCUGCAGGUGGUUUGUUUGGUUCAACACCUUCGCAACCUACUUCAUUUGGUAAUAAUGCUUUAGGUAAUACUAUGAACCAACCAAAACUCACUAGUGGGUUGUUUGGACAAAAUUCAGCCACAUCCAAUAAUCUUUCCGGUGGGCUGUUUGGAAACACAAACGCCUCUAAUAACAAUAAACCAGGUGGUUUAUUUGGGAACACAAAUAAUUCCAAUAACAAUCAAGCUGGUGGUUUGUUUGGUAGUUCAGGUGUAAACAAUGCAACUAAACCUUCUGGAGGAUUGUUUGGUUCAUCUACGACUACCUCAAAUACUACAAAUCAACUGGGUGGCUUCUUUGGUGCAAAACCAGCAACCCCAGCUGUAACUUUAUAUGGUAAUAACUCAACCAAUACUAACACAGCCGGUUUAAAUUCUACACCUGCUUCCGGAGGAUUAUUUGGUGGUCAAAACCAAAAUACUGCUUCCACUAAUAUUGGCACCGGUCUUUUUGGGAAUUCUAAUACAUUGGCCACAGGAACUCCAACGACUACUACGGGUUCAAUAGGUGGCUCCACAUUAAAUACAAAUACUGGUUUGUUUUCUUCUGGCGCAAAUACAUUACAACAAAACACUGCCCAACCUGCUCCUAAUGCUCAAUCGAUGAUGACCGCACAAAAUGUUGAAUCUUUGGACAUAAAUGCUACAAAAGAAUUAUUUGCCAGAGUAUCUGUUCCUGCAUCAAUCACUAAACCUACUAAACCAAAUAUUACCAAAAUCAAUGCGAAUAUGAAAUUGAAAAUUGAUAUGACCUCUGCUUAUAGAUCAGCCCCAAAACCUUUGUUCUCCACAAAAAGUUUACUUGAUAAACAACUUGUGAAGAGUGACAAAAGUCACAGUAAGAGUUUCCCCGAUACUAAUUCAAAUGGUUUUGAUGUAGCUACCGAACGGUCAUUAAUAGAUACAACCAAAUUAUUUUUCAAUCCUGAUAGAGUUAAUUUUAAAUCAAUUAUUAGUUCUAAAAAGAAACCUAAAGAUAUCAUGAUUAAAACUGAAAAGGUACAAAUAACUAACUCGAUUGAGGAAUCGUCUGAGACAAAAUUAAUAGAACUUACAAAUAAUGUUAGUGGUAAACCUGCACAAAAUGAUAAUGAUGAAACAACAGUGGCAAUUAUUAAACCUCAAGGCAUUAUAAGCGAUGAUAUUUCAUUUAUGGGCAAUGGCUAUUAUUUAACUCCGUCAAUUGAAACGCUUUCCUCUAAUUCAUUGUUACAGUUGAGAAGCGUUAAAAACUUAAUCAUUGGACAUAAAUCAUAUGGUAAAAUUGAAUUUUUGAAACCGGUAGACUUGACAAAUGUCUCUCUCUCAGCAUUAUGCGAUUCAAUUGUAGUUUUUUCUCCCAGAACAUGUGCUCUCUAUCCUCUGUCGUCUCAUAAACCACAACCCUCUGAAGGUUUAAAUAUUAAGGCACGCAUUACAUUAUACAAUUGUUUUCCAAUUGAUAAGUCCACUAGAACGCCUAUAACGGACCCUACACAUCCAUUAGUAGUAAGGCAUAUUCAAAAGUUAAAAGAAAAUGUAGAAGCUUCCACUUUUGAAAGCUAUGACCCGGUGACUGGUACAUAUGUUUUUGUAACUGAUCAGCCAGUCAAAUGA
Tetrapisispora phaffii CBS 4417 is the source of this 2595-nucleotide messenger RNA. Its product is annotated as FG-nucleoporin NUP100. Gene Ontology annotation, cellular component: nuclear pore; nuclear pore cytoplasmic filaments. The transcript has a single exon. Gene Ontology annotation, biological process: post-transcriptional tethering of RNA polymerase II gene DNA at nuclear periphery; RNA export from nucleus; protein import into nucleus. NCBI's taxonomy places the organism in Eukaryota, Fungi, Ascomycota, Saccharomycetes, Saccharomycetales, Saccharomycetaceae. Gene Ontology annotation, molecular function: structural constituent of nuclear pore. The record is from RefSeq and is a predicted model, not a curated record. The coding region runs from base 1 to 2595 and encodes 864 amino acids.